UGAAUUGACCGAUCAAAACAGAAACCUGAAGAAACGGCCAGGUAUUUAUUUAACCAUGUAGUAGUAGACACAAAGCAACAGGUAUAGAAUCCCGCAGAGGAAGAAGAUUGUGCUGCCAGCCGCCGGUUUCCCAAAUGGAGAGUUGUCAGGAGAUUGCACAGAGCCUUAGCAUAACUCCAGCGAUCUUUCGCUUGUUUUGGGUAAGUUUUGAAGCUAAAGUACUGAAAGUUUGCAUCAGUUUGUGCAUGGUAAAGCGCGUAAUGGAAUGGUUGUGAAGUUUUCAACAAAAUCUUCUAAAGUUAAUCAUUUUGAAUGAAUUUAAGAUAGAAACUUUUUCGCUUCCAUGAAGCGAGGAUCAUUAUUUUUAUUAGCUUACCUUGAUCUGGUGUAAGUGAGUGAAAAAGAGUUGAUCCACCUGCACCAACAUAAUCUUAGAAAGGUGUACGAACUGUGUGUAGUGGUGGCGCAUAAGCACGUGUUGUUUUUGUUUUGAUACAGCACGUUUAUUGCGCGUGUUGCGUAACAUUAGUAUUCAAAACAUAGAAACGUGAAUCGUUGUCGGUGAUAUAGUUCCGCGAUCAAUGGUGUGUUUGUUUACGAAAGGAAUGAUCUAGCGUACACCCGUGAAAAACAAGUCGAAAUCAGUCGGUUUUUAAUUUCAAGAAUCCGAAACAAAAAGCCAGUUUGAAUGAAAUACGAAAUCAGUUAUCACAGCGAUACAGAAAAGAUGGGAAGCCGUGCGCAGUCUGUGAUCUGUGAUAAAGUGCUGGCCGGACUGCCGCAGCUCCUGGACGAUCUGCAGAAGCUGUCAGAAGAUAAGGACACAGCGGACGUGCUGUUUAUUCUCGGAACAAACGAGGAUCGAAUCUAUGCCCAUCGGAUCAUCUUGAUGGCGAGAUGCAAAUCAUUUCAAACGCAAAAACGUGGAGAGAUUUGCCGAAUCCCUGGUAGCUCGGUAGUUCCGUCUGUGCCAGGAACUCCAACCACCAUCCGGUUGCCGCAUAUUGAAGCGGAUAUUUUUCGCCAAUUUAUACUCUACGUUUAUACUGCUAAGAUUAUGCUUCAGGACUCAAAAGUGUUUGAAAUGAUGAUACUGGCUCAGGAUCUAGGUGUCGAAGAAUUAAAAAUAGCUUGCGAAGAGCACGUUAAAACUGCCAUGUCCGUAGCCAAUGCCUGUACAUUUUUGGCGGCAGUUAUGGAGAUACAAGAAAAACCUGCAGGAGCAAAGAUUGCACCACCUUUUCUGGAUAAGUGCAUCACUUACAUAGCUGAAAAUGCGUCUGAAUGUUCCAAAACGAAUGCAUUUCUUAAUCUCACGAAGGAGGGCCUAAUUCAGGUGAUUUCGUACGAUAAUCUGGGCCUAGAAGAAGAGGACGUAUGGCGCUGCGUGCUGGCUUGGGCUAAAAAUCAAGCCGGGGUCACACAGCCCACCGCUCACUGGACCGAGGAAGAGAGACAGCGAGUUUGUCAACAAUUGGCACCUGUGAUUUCCCACGUGCGGCUUUUUUUGAUCGAUAGCCAAGUGUUCGCAGAGGAAGUCGAGCCUACGGGCGCUGUGCCGAUAGAACUGUCGCUGGAACGUUACCGCAGGGCAGCACUUCACUCGAAUAAGCUGCCAGCGGCUGCGGUGCCAAUUCCCGCGGGUCCUCUAGGCGAACAUGACAAAAGACUCCAGCCACGACUUAUGCUCAACCUGUUCCACGGAUCGUCCAUUUUGAAGAACGACAAAAUACAUAUGCAAGGUACUCUAAACGGCUGGUAUGGAGUCCACAAGCAAACCUGGCGCUUAGUUUAUCGAGCCUCGACGAAUGGAUUCACUGCUUCCUCAUUCCAUAGACAUUGCGACGGAAUCGCUCCUCUGUUCAUAAUAGCUUUGGGAACACAAGGUGCCAUUAGUGGUGGGUUCACAGACGUGGCAUUCGCUAAAACCAAUCGUAAAGGCGGAUACAUACAUUCGGAAAAGGCUUUCCUCUUUGCGCUGAACCACAACAAUGAACCACCUGCAAAAUACGACAUUAUCAAGAAACCCUACGCUAUUUGUUAUCAUCCAGACUGCGGUCCCAUCUUCGGUGCAGGUGCUGAUUUACUGAUUUCUAAUAAUUGCAACGUAAGCCUGGAAUCAUACUCCAAUUUUCCACACUCAUACGACGGACCGAAUGCUUCCUUUGGAAAUCUUUUCGGUGAUUACAACUUCUCGAUAGCUGACUACGAGGUGUUUACUUUAGCCCCGACAGCUGCCCCACCCGGUAUCAAAAUGAAGCAUGAUCGUUAUCCGUGAGAUCACAACUAGCAAUAUGUUUGGUUAGGUUAGGCAGUGGGUGCAUUAUUCGAUGGAGCAUUAUUAGUUUGAUAAGACUGAAAUACGGAGAAUAGCAUG
Topomyia yanbarensis is the source of this 2377-nucleotide messenger RNA. RefSeq lists its product as uncharacterized. NCBI's taxonomy places the organism in Eukaryota, Metazoa, Arthropoda, Insecta, Diptera, Culicidae. Gene Ontology annotation, molecular function: protein binding. The record is from RefSeq and is a predicted model, not a curated record. The transcript has 7 exons. Bases 689 to 2278 code for a protein of 529 amino acids.